Molecule: messenger RNA, 4579 nt
Organism: Xiphophorus hellerii (green swordtail)
Lineage: Eukaryota; Metazoa; Chordata; Actinopteri; Cyprinodontiformes; Poeciliidae
Product: gamma-aminobutyric acid receptor subunit alpha-5-like
Exons: 10
Coding region: 9-1697 (562 amino acids)
Biological process (GO): monoatomic ion transmembrane transport
Cellular component (GO): membrane
Molecular function (GO): GABA-A receptor activity; extracellular ligand-gated monoatomic ion channel activity
Source: RefSeq, a predicted model, not a curated record
CAAUAAAAAUGGCGCGAGCGGAACAUUAUCCAGUGAAGGCAGGGUGGUUUUUUUUUUGUUUUUUUUAUCUAUCUUUAAAUCAAUAUCUGAUUGGUCUUCCUGUUAAUCGCGAACAACGGCCUUUUAUUUAUGCUAUCUGGAACAUCAGCUCGCACAGCGGGUCAUCUUGCUUGAUUAGAAAGGCGGUCCGAGGAAGAAGGGAGCCGCGUGUAAUUGGAGUGGUGCGCGUGCGUGCAGGGAUGAGGACGGGGAUCAGGGCUUUCCUCUUACCUGGUGUCAUAGAUGGCGAACAACUUCUUGUUUCCGUCAACAGCAUUCCUGAAAGAAGAGCUCUUAACAACAUGACUUGGCUGGUACUUUCCCUCCUGCUCCUGCUCGGAUGCCAAAAUAGUCUUUGUCAGCAGUCGUCGGAAGCUCAAAAAGAGGAGGACGCCAACGAGGACAGCACGGUUUUCACCAGGAUCCUGGACAGCCUCCUGGAUGGCUACGACAACAGGCUCCGCCCGGGACUCGGAGAAAACGUGACGGAAAUCAAGACGAACAUCUUUGUCACCAGCUUCGGUCCUGUGUCUGACACAGAGAUGGAAUACACCAUAGACGUGUUCUUUCGUCAAAGCUGGAAGGAUGAGCGUCUCUGCUUCAAAGGCCCCAUGGAGAUGCUCCCAUUAAACAACCUGCUGGCUAGCAACAUCUGGACUCCUGAUACCUUCUUCCUCAAUGGUAAGAAGUCCAUCGCUCACAACAUGACCACACCCAACAAGCUGCUGAGACUGAAGGACGACGGAACCCUGCUCUACACAAUGAGGUUGACGAUCUCAGCAGAAUGCCCCAUGCAACUGGAGGACUUUCCCAUGGACGCCCACGCCUGCCCGCUCAAGUUUGGCAGCUAUGCCUAUCCAGUCUCAGAGGUGGUCUACACAUGGACUCAAGGAGCCGCUAAGUCUGUUGUUGUGGCAGAAGAUGGUUCCAGACUCAACCAGUACCAUCUCAUUGGACAAACAGCUGACACAGAGGACAUACGCACCAGCCGAGGACAAUACACUGUGAUGAUGGCGCACUUCUACCUGAAAAGGAAGAUCGGAUAUUUUGUCAUCCAGACGUACAUGCCAUGUUUCAUGACCGUAAUCCUGUCCCAGGUGUCGUUUUGGCUCAACAGAGAGUCCGUUCCCGCGCGGACCGUGUUUGGGGUGACUACGGUACUGACUAUGACCACACUCAGCAUCAGCGCCAGAAACUCGCUUCCCAAAGUAGCCUACGCAACAGCCAUGGACUGGUUCAUUGCUGUCUGCUAUGCUUUCGUCUUUUCAGCUCUUAUCGAGUUUGCCACAGUGAACUACUUCACCAAAAGGAGCUGGGCCUGGGAUGGCAAGAAAGCUCUGGAAGCACAGCACCCUAAGAAACGGGACCCAAUGGUGCUCUCAAAAAAGGCCAACAACGUUUGCUCGGCAGGUGUCAACUACACCCCCAACCUUACCAAGGACGCGUCCAUCUCUACCAUCUCCAAUACGACGUCGGUGCAGCUGCGGGGCUCAGAGAGCAAACUGGUGGACCCCAAAAAGACAUACAACAGCGUCAGCAAGAUCGACAAGAUGUCGCGAAUAGUGUUCCCCGUCCUCUUCGGAACCUUCAACCUCGUCUACUGGGCCACAUACCUGAACAGAGAACCGAUGGUGAAAGGAGUUGUCGCUUCCACAUAAUCGCCUUUUUUGUUUGUUUGUGUGUUUUUGUGCAGGGUUUAUUCUUUCCGAAACUGAAUUUGUGUAAAAGAAGAAAGGGUUUGAUCCCAAUCAUUCUCUGCUUUAGAAAAAGACAAGUGAUAAAGCAAACAUCUGCGCUUGAAGAACAAAGAACCAUCUAUCUAAUUCAGGCAACCUGAAUGGAUGCAAGGCUGCAAGAGUUUUCCUUUCCUUUUCUUGAGGCCUAAAAAAAAACUGCUCAGUAAUGAAGAAACUGCUUUAAAGAAACAGGCGAGUGGCGGCUCUGCUUCCUUCUCGUCUAUCCUGCUGCAGUUUGCAUGACGUUCUCUUAAACUGGAAACUGUGGACUCCUUUGUCUUAAAUACCGACCAUGUAUAUGUCAUCGCUUAAAGUGCAGAGGCUCACUAAGUUUGGAUUGAAAAGUUAAUUUAAAGAGUAAGCAAUGAUGCGAGUAUAUUAAUUUAGCAUUUCUUUUUGCCGUCCACGUGAUGUUAUGUUCCAUUGUACUGCUUCAACACCCUUAGACACAAGCCUAGAAUCUCAAAAGUGAGAAAAACAAAUAAGGAAACCUGAGAGUUACAUACAAGUCCUCAAUAUUUACAUAAAAAUUUAGUAGAGCAAGAUAUAGAGCAAGAAUAUUCGCACAUCUUUUGCCUAAAAGGUGAAAAAAUAGCUGUGAGAGACGGGUUAGCACAGUUCGGGGAAUGGGUAUAUGUGAUUUAAAUUAAAUUUUAAGCCUCGCUAACUCAGUCGUGAAACUAAUAUACACCGUUGAGAAGCCAGUUACCUGAAAAGCAAUGUGUCACAUACAAAUCAGCAGUGAUGUGGAGUGUUCCAAGACUGUGAUUCUGUGAAGUGACCUGGAUUCAAGAAGCCUUUAAAGCAUCCUUGAGCAAAACACUGUGGCGCUAAAAGCUCCAGGAGAUUUUGCUUUCAGUUCGACUGCGGCUAAAAAUAACAGCCGACUCUUCAUCGUUGUACAAGUAGAUCAUCAAGUAAGACAAAUUUGGGUUUGACUUUUAAUUAAUUGUGCAUUUGUAAACCUGAAUAUGCCCCGAUAAACUGGUAAUGCUCAGUGUAAAAUGUUUCAAGAGCUACAGCGAUGGAGAACUGUAAACAGACAAAAUAGCCUUUAAAAGUCAGUGUUGAAUCUCAAGAGUUUUUAGGUCAAACUUUAUAAAUGUGACCUCUUACUUUAGUUUUACACAUCUAACCCCCAAUAUAGAGUAAUCACCCUAUUUUCAAUUUUCUUUAGUAAGCUGGGUUUAAGACUUAGGUUUUAUAAACAACUUGCAUCUAAAAAUGUUUUUUAAAUGUUUUGCAGUCACCUCUUUUGUUUUGUUUCAGUGGAGUAAUGAACCCAAUGUGAUUACUCUUCUAUGUCUAAGGUUAAACAGGCCUCUUUACUGGCCAACUAGAUAUCAAGCUUCUCAGCUCUGCUGCUAAAUUGUAGAUAAAAUCAGUUUUUAAAGACGUUCUCUGUGCCUGACAAUCUACAAAACAAAUUUUUUAUUUCUUAGGCUUUAAUAUAUUCUUUAACAUAUGCUAGUAAAAGAUAUCAUCAUAGCUAUGUUCCUCCCUUUUUGUUUUGUCACAGAGCUCAGUCUGCCGAAAGAAAACUCCUCAAAAAUUAUUGUGUUUUCUCUGUAUUCUCUUCCUUUUCUAGCAAUGUAAUGAAUGUAUUUAAAAUUGACAAUUUUUAUUCAAUAGGUUAUAUAAAAGAUAGUUUAAAAAAAGACUUUCUUACUAGCUAGUGAUUUAGGAAGCUCACAGCUGCUUACAGUUUGAUAAAGUCUGUUUUAUAAAGGGGUUCUUUGUGCCUGACUUUCUAAACAUCCACUAUUUUCUAUUUUAAAAGUCAUCCUCUGACAUAAAAGAGUAAAAGCUAAAAGCUUAGUGUUUUAUGUUUGUUGCUAUUUUUCCAUUUAGUCUGCAGAAGAAACAUACAUUACAUUUCAUUUUCUCUUUUCUAUGCCUUUUAUUUUCCCCAACAUGUCAUUGUUAAGGAAUGUACAUAAAAUUUAAUAACUAAUAAUGAUAAUCAAACAGAAAAGUUCUACAGAAGUGGGUUAACCAAGUCUUUACUAGCUAUUUAUUUAGUUACUUGAUUAGUUACUAGGGGAUGAAAUCUGUCUUUAGAGGUUAUUUGUGCCUAGCUUUUGAUAAAGUUUUAUUUUGUAGGUUAAUCUAUGACAUUCACAAGAAAAAAAAGAAAAGAAACUCCAAUGCUGACUUUGAAUUUAUUAGGCGUAUGCUCGUCUUGUAUCUUUUCCCUCAAGUUUUGUGUGCUUUUACUUCACUCUGUUCUUGAUGUUUGUGAAACAAAACAGACAUUUGAGCUUUUUGUGUAUUUUCUCCUUUAACUGAGGUUGUGUGAGGAGAGGUUUGGGAUCAAGGCCGAGGACCAGCUUCUGUGUCGGGACACUCAGGAACAAAAAGACCAACGUUUGCAGCCAACAUGAUGCCUCUCAGUUUGCGCUUCUUGAACCGCAUCAUAUCGAAGACUGUACUUUAUUGGCCAUUUUCUUGGUGAACUUCAGGGCAGAUAAUAAUGUAUGCGAGUCUGAAAAGGCUUUAACUGGGUCUUAAGUUGGCUUUAGGAAAACGGCUCCAAAUGUACAACACUGAUGACCCAUGUGGGUCCCGAUUUUACCUGCAUCACAUCUUUAAGAGCAACUAGCAAACUCGUGAACAAACUCAUCUGAUGACCAUUUCUCAUUCCAUUUCCUAAACAAAAGGGCCUCAUAAACAUUGUUGCCUGCGAACAUCAUAACCAGUUUCCUUCCUACAAAUUCCCAACUUCUCACCACCACCGUACCUAAUUUACAUUUAAUGAAGACAAUUGUAUGAUAUUGUGACAGAUAAAAGCUUAGAUCCUGAAA